Messenger RNA from Penicillium macrosclerotiorum, 2043 nucleotides. RefSeq lists its product as uncharacterized. Lineage: Eukaryota; Fungi; Ascomycota; Eurotiomycetes; Eurotiales; Aspergillaceae. Gene Ontology annotation, molecular function: copper ion binding; quinone binding; primary methylamine oxidase activity. The record is from RefSeq and is a predicted model, not a curated record. The transcript is spliced from 4 exons. Bases 1 to 2043 code for a protein of 680 amino acids. Gene Ontology annotation, biological process: amine metabolic process.
AUGGUAACUGGACCUCCGCACCCCUUCGACCCAAUCUCCCCGGAGGAAAUUAGGCUUGCUGUGCGCAUCCUCGAGGCUACAUUCCCAGGGGUUCCGCUGCGCUAUAAGCGUAUUGACGUCAAUGAGCCAAUUAAGAAGGAUGUAUUGCCAUACAUAGAGGCUGAGCGUCUCCGACGGCCCCUUCCCUCGCCGCCAGCACGCCUGCUCUAUGUCCUCUUUCACCGUCUUGAUACUGGCGCAUUCUACAAGGCCAUUUUGAAUGCCGACAAGCGAAGUAUUGUAUAUGCCAAGGAGCUUCCUCGAGAAGUUCAGGGACCUAUCGACCCUGAUGAAAUCGCCGAAAUUGAAGCGCUGUGCAUGAGGCAUCCGGCUGUUCUCGCUGAAAUUGAGAAAAUGCAGCUACCUGCGGGCGUGACUGUUUGCAAUGAUCCGUGGAUGUACGGUACUGACAAAGAGGAUGAGACCCGGCUACUCUUCCAAUGCUUUAUGUAUUUGGUCGAGGUAGAUCAUCCUCAAAGCAAUCAUUAUUCCCUACCUUGCAAAUUCUCUCCAGUAUUCGACGGCCAUACUCACGAACUGGUUCGCAUGGAUUAUUUACCCGGUGGGGCUGACCAUGCAUUCACUGAUACUCAGCCUUGGAAGCCUGUAAAGGCAAUUCAAUAUGCGCAUGAUCUCUUGGAUGAGCCAUUGAGAACUGAUUUAAAACCUUAUAUUGUUCAACAGCCCGAGGGCCCCUCCUAUGCUACGGAAGGGAACUCGGUUUAUUGGCAGAAAUGGCGAUUCAGAGUUGGCUUCAACAUUCGGGAAGGCCUUGUUGUCUAUAAUGUCACAUAUGACAAUCGCAAUGUCUUCUACCGUCUGUCUGUCUCAGAAAUGACGGUUCCUUAUGGAGAUCCUCGCGCUCCGUACCAUCGUAAGCAAGCGUUUGACGUGGGCGACACUGGCUUUGGCAUGAAUGCCAACCAGCUCACUCUCGGAUGCGACUGCCUGGGACAUAUUAAAUAUUUUGAUGGCUACCGUAAUGAUUGCAAAGGCAACCCAGUGCCUAUGAAGAACGUCGUUUGCAUGCACGAACAAGAUAACGGCUUGCAGCAUAAGCACACCAACUAUCGAUCUGGCGCUGCGACAGUGGUUCGCAAUCGUCAAUUAGUUCUGCAAAUGAUCUGCACUGUUGCCAACUAUGAGUAUAUUUUCGCCUAUAUCUUCGACCAGGCUGGUAAUGUGGAAUUGGAAGUCCGCGCCACUGGUAUCCUUUCCACCGUCCCAUUCGACAACGAGAAUGGCCAGACGGUGCCCUGGGGCACGAAUGUUGGGCCCGGUGUGAUGGCUCCAUUCCAUCAACACAUGUUCUCCUUCCGAAUUGACCCUGCCAUUGAUGGAUUCAAAAACACUGUUUAUUAUGAAGAUAGUGUGCCGAUGCCGGAGGAUGAGAAUAAUCCCUGGCUGGUCGGUUACACGUCCAAAGCUACUGUUCUGAAAACCUCUGGUUCGGCGAACACGAGUGUCGAUCGUCAUCGUGUUUUCAAGAUCCGCAACGAUAAUAUUCAGAAUCCCGUCAGUUACAAGCCUGUAGCCUACAAACUGAUGGCUGUUCCAAGCCAAAUGCUACUGGUCAAUAAGAAUUCCCUUGGCUAUCGUCGUGCCGAAUUUGCCACAAAGCCGAUCUGGGUCACCAAGUAUCAAGAUGACGAGCUCUACGCUGCAGGCGAGUUCACGAACCAAAGCCGUCGGGCAGAGGGCGUUGAGACCUGGAUCCAACGCAAGGAUAACACUGAAAACGAAGAUGUUGUUCUUUGGCACACAUUCGGAUUGACCCACAACCCCCGUGUCGAGGAUUUCCCGGUCAUGCCGAUGGAACGUGUCAGCGUUAUGCUGAAACCUGACGGGUUCUUUACCAAGAACCCUGCCUUGGAUGUUCCCCAAUCCGCGCAGUCUUUUAACAAGUCCACUCUCCACCCGGAGGCCACUCAAGGUGAAUCCUGCUGUUCCGGAUCUGCUUCUGCCGGGGCUGGCAAGGCCAAGCUUUACAAGCGAAUGGAUUAA